CAUUUUUUUUUUUUUUUUUUAACGCAGAGACCAGCAAUCCGUUAUGGAGCAUGCCAUUACCCCGCUGGAACCCCUGCUUCCCUCUGGGAGUUUGAAAUACUGCCUUGUGAUUCUGAACCAGCCUUUGGACAAAUGUUUUCGUCAUCUUUGGCACAAAGCUCUUUUAAAAGCCUGUGCUGAUGGAGGUGCCAACCGCUUAUAUGACGUCACAGAAGGAGAGAGGGAGAGCUUUCUGCCUGAAUUCAUCAGUGGAGACUUUGAUUCUAUUAGGCCUGAAGUUAGAGAAUACUACGCUGUUAAGGGCUGUGAAAUUAUUUCAACUCCUGAUCAAGACCAUACUGACUUUACCAAGUGCCUUGAAGUGCUCCAAAGGAAGAUAGAAGAAAAAGACCUACAGGUAGAUAUGAUUGUGACCUUGGGAGGACUUGCUGGACGUUUUGACCAGAUCAUGGCAUCUGUGAGCACUUUGUUCCAAGCGCCUCAAAUAACUUCUUUGCCCAUUAUAAUAAUCCAAGAGGAAUCUCUCGUCUACCUGCUCCAACCGGGAAAGCACAAAUUGCAUGUAGAUACCGGGAUGGAAGGUGAUUGGUGUGGCCUCAUUCCUGUUGGACAGCCUUGCAAUCAGGUGACAACAACAGGCCUAAAGUGGAACCUCACACAUCAGACGCUCAGCUUUGGAACACUAGUCAGCACUUCCAACGCCUACGACGGAUCUGGUGUUGUGGCUGUGGAGACGGACCGUCCCCUGCUCUGGACCAUGGCUGUAAAACUCUGACCAGCACUGACCUCCGUCGCUGCGCCUCUGACAUACCUCAUUUGCCAACAACAUCAUGCUCAACAAGAACAGUCCUCCUGGGCUGGCAGGAUCUAAACCUGACCCCUGGGAGGCCCGCUAGUUUUAAAGACUUUACAUGUUCUGAUCAUGCAGGGAGCGCUAUAAAUGACAGAUUUCAGUUUUACUCUGACCAGGGAAGGGGGGAGGGUCGUCAUUAUUUAAAGUAAAUAUGCUCUGUUAGAUUCAGUUGGAAAACUAAUGUGGGUCAUCUCACUCUCAAGUUCAGUCCUGAUCACUCUUAUUAAUCACUCCAGGUACCCCCAGAAAACGGCUUGUAAUUUUGAAGCUGAGAAAGCUCUGAGGUUCCGUGGUGUCCAGCACAUACACCUCCUCCUGUUGAUCCUUAAAUGCUUGCUUCUAUCUCAUAAUGUUCUCUCUCUCAGUCUUAUGUGGAUUCCCUUUCACUGAAAAAUAUAAUUCCUUCUAGCUUGGGAUGCUAGAACCGCACCAUUUUAUUCUGACCUUAACAGUUUGGGGUAUUAUCUUUUAAUGAUAAAUAAAAAAUCACUAGCCUGAUUAUUAAAAUCUAAAACAAGUAGAACCCACCCAGCUGCUUUACAUGACACAAACCCAGUGCUGCUGUAAAGAAUGAGAGCGGCUUCUCUCUUUGGUGCUGCGACAGAGGGAGGGUCACGUUGUAAGUGGAGAAAAGUGGGGCCCGUUGAACUAGCAUGCAGCUGUGCAUAAU
Messenger RNA from Budorcas taxicolor (takin), 1523 nucleotides. RefSeq names its product thiamin pyrophosphokinase 1 (gene TPK1). Gene Ontology annotation, biological process: thiamine metabolic process; thiamine diphosphate biosynthetic process. Gene Ontology annotation, molecular function: thiamine diphosphokinase activity; thiamine binding; ATP binding. The transcript is spliced from 8 exons. The record is from RefSeq and is a predicted model, not a curated record. Lineage: Eukaryota; Metazoa; Chordata; Mammalia; Artiodactyla; Bovidae. Bases 44 to 775 code for a protein of 243 amino acids.